This is a messenger RNA of Rhipicephalus sanguineus (brown dog tick), 1443 nucleotides long. Its product is annotated as monocarboxylate transporter 12. Lineage: Eukaryota; Metazoa; Arthropoda; Arachnida; Ixodida; Ixodidae. The transcript has 5 exons. Gene Ontology annotation, molecular function: transmembrane transporter activity. The record is from RefSeq and is a predicted model, not a curated record. Gene Ontology annotation, biological process: transmembrane transport. Bases 161 to 1426 code for a protein of 421 amino acids.
CUCUUGGCUUCGUUCCCGCUGGAGUUGCGCCAAUGUCUCGGGACAGCUCCGGCACUCUCGCUCUUACUCAAGAAGACCCAGGAGCGCUGAAAACACUCGCCUACUGCGGAGUGAAUAUGCAGUGAAUCUACACUGACGCUGUCCCACACUGGCGCUCAUCAUGCUGCUGCAUGGUGUUGACUCCCGCCAGAGUUGGCUCACAGCGGCCUUCUCCAGCUGGUUCCUGUUUAUCGCGUGCAUAGGGCAGCGUGUCUUCGGCGUCAUCUACGUCGGCAUAUUGGAGACGUUCCACGUCACUAGACAGGAAGCUUCCUGGCCAAUGAGCAUCAUAGACCUGCUUGCUAGCCUCUCAAACCCAGCUUUUGGCUACCUGUGUUCCCGCUUUUCCUGCCGAUUGGUGCUUCUGUGCUGUGGAUUCGCUGGCCCACUUGGAAUCAUCCUGUGCUAUUUUGCUGCUGAUGUCACCUUCAUAACUGUCUUCUACGGAAUUCUUAAUGGUGUCAGCAUUUCUGGAACGCUGACGGCGCUCACGGUUGUCCUGGCCCAGCAUUUCGAGAAGCGACGAGCCACCGCCUACAGCGUCGUCUUCACCGUCUCUGCCUUGAACACGUUCGUGUUCCCUCCCCUCGUCGAGCUGUUUCUUUACACGUACGGGCUCUACGGGACCUUCCUCUUGCUGGGUGCCAUUUGCCUGAACACCUUCCCGGCAGCCAUCGCUAUAGCCAGCCCGGUCAAGCCACAGGCGAGAAGCGGUUCAGGGACACCCGAAGAGGCGGUCGCCCUCCGGGAUGACUGCGAACAGCGAGACCCCUUGAGGGAAGCUCUGAAAUGCUUUGCCACCCCCCGUUUCUGGGUGGACGCCAUGUCCUUCGGCGUCAUGUAUCUGGCCCUGUCGCUGUACUUGACCCUGGCCGUCGACCUGGCCAACGACAAAGGUGUGGACACGACCCGCGCUGUGUUUCUCCUGCAUGCCUUCAGUGCCGGCGACGUAGUCUUUCGUGGCGUCUCCGGAUUCGUGCUCGACUCCGGCGCCCUCAGCUCAGACGGCGUCAUGCUGCUCGGCUUCGUCCUACAAGCGUCCGCACUCGAAGUGCUGGCGUGCAGUGCCUCUUUUCCGAUGCUCGUCGUUGGCUCGCUCGUGCUGGGCAGCGGCAACGGACUGCGCAUGCCCAUCGCCGGCGUCGUUCUCAUCGGCGACUUUGGGCUCAAGCUGCUCCCCAUGGUGUUCGGCGGCUUCGCACUGGUAUGCGGCCUCAACGUAUGGGUCCGCGCGCCUCUCAUCGGCUACUACAGAGACAAGCGAGGCACGUACGAUGGCGUUCUCCACGUGGUGGGAGCCUGCUCUUUCGCUUUCGCCAUUGUCUGGACAGCGCGGAUCUACCUUCAGCGAGCCAGGCCGAAACGUCUCAGUCGGGGAAUACAAUAAACUGCCUUUCCGGAGAC